UGAGGAGGGGAAGGAGGAAGCUGGAGUGUAAAAAGAGGAAGCAAAGAAGGAAAACUUUGUCAUGCAGUGACCUCAGGUUCCCUCUUAACAACGCCACCGGCAUCUCUGCUCACCCUGCUUCCACUUGUUAGGCUGUGUGGAGGGUAGUACGCUACCGACAGUAUACACUCAGCUCGGUGUCUCUCUGUGGCUAUACCUGCCUUGGUGAGAACUCCUACUAUUGUGUCUGUGAGUGACUGAACCUCCCUUAGUGAGAACUCCCUCUACCCCGUCUGUGAGUGCUUGCACCUGCCUCGAUGAGAACUCACACUACCGUGCCUGUGAGUGGCUGGACCUGCUUUAGUGAGAACUCCCACUAACCCGUCAGUGAGCGGUUGCACUUGCCUCAGCGAGAACUCACACUACCGUGCCUGAGAAAGAUGAGGUCAGCAUUGUCUGUAAACCUGAUGAGGCAGGUGCUACACAAGUCUGUCAGAAAGUCUGGAAGGAGUUGGUGCUUUGGUUACUUCUUUGCUCUGCCAUAUACUGUGGCUGCCACUUGUUCGGGUCUGAAAAAGCUUAGUUAUGCAGCUGGUAAGAACAUUACUAAGACCACUACUAAUUCUGCCACCGAUAUUGUACUCACGAAGUCAUUAAGCCAAAGCCAUGAUCAGUUUACCAGUUCAGUGUCCAUAGGAAGGCAAAGCAGGGAAGUCCCUCGUCCCUUCUCGUCCAUCCCUGGGCCCAGACCUCUCCCUCUCAUUGGUAACAAAUUCCUUUUCACUUCUAUAGGGGGAUAUCCUUUGGAAAGAUUCUUGGACUCAGCCAUGAAACUGCAUGAGAAGUAUGGCCCAAUCGUAAGGAUCUCGAAGCUCGCUGGAAAGUUGGACAUGGUGAUGGUGUUCCAACCUGAAGACACCAAAAAAAUCUUCCAGGCGGAGGGUCAGUACCCAGUACGUCCAGGACUGGACAUUCUUCAGCACUACCGCGCCACCAGACCCCACUGGUUCUCCUCUCCCGGUCUCGUCCCUGGGAACGGACCCGAGUGGCGUCGUCUACGGAGUGCCGUUCACUCCGUGCUAAGGCCUGAGGUAGUGAGCAGGUACCGCGAGGCGCAGAAUCAGGUAGCAGUGGACCUGGUGCGUUACCUGAGGGAGACCUGCUCGCCAGUGCAUGGGAGAAACGAUGACUGCGUCGUGCAAGAUCUGUUGCCACUGCUCUAUCAUUACACGCUUGAAGCUGUUGGGGUGGUGACCCUGGGCACCCGUCUGGGUUGUCUGGAGCACGUGCACACCGCCCACACCGCCCGUGCUGACGUAAUCAUCAAAGCCAACGAAGACACACUAGAGCUCCUGGGCAAAUCAUUCUUUACACCUCCGCUCUACAAGGUCUUCCCCACCAGGUCCUACCAACGUCUAGCAAGAGCCCAAGAUACCAUCACCAGGAUUGUACAAGAGGAGGUGUACCUGCGUCACCGUGAACGGGCCGUUGACCCGCAAGCGUUUGCUACCAAACAUCCGCUGCUCGACUCUCUACUGAGCAACCCGAACCUCAACCCAAGUGAUGUGUUUCUUCUGCUGGUGGAGAUGUUUCAGGGCGGCAUAGACGCGACAGCUACAACCCUGGGAUUCUGUGUUUACUUUCUGGCGAGGGAGCAGAGGAUACAGGACUUGCUCCUCCAGGAGGUGAAGGAUGUUGAUCCCAUCACUCACUCCCUUCAGGGCCUGGCGUACUUGCGGGCUGCGGUACAGGAGACUCUGCGGCUGCGGCCUUCAGCCUCUUCCAGGAGCAGAGUGAUCCAGGAGGACGCUGUUUUCUCCGGCUACCUGGUACCAGCUGGGACGUAUGUCACGUCACCUCCAGUGGUCGCUUGUUGCGACCCGGAAGUAUUCCCGGAACCUGAAGUCUUCCGGCCAGAACGGUGGCUCUCAAGGUCGUCUGCUACGGCACUAGAGCCUGCACCAUCGCUCGAUGAACCAGUCACCCGGGGCGCAGGUGGAGAACCUAGUAGAAGGAAAGUUCAUCCAUACACCAUAGUGGCUUUUGGCCACGGUGCUCGCAUGUGUCCAGGACGACGUCUGGCUGAGCAGGAGAUAAAGUUAGCCCUAAUACAGCUUGUGAAAAGCUUCAAGAUGGAGGUGGAAAGCUCUACUGGAGGUGACACCAUCGGUCAAAUAAUGAGACUUAACAUGAUGCCGGAUAAACCUUUUGCCAUUAGGUUCACUCCACGGAACACAGGACAAUAACUUACCUAUUGGGUGAGAGCACAUAGAAACAGAGGCGAAAGAGACGAUGAUUAGAGAAUACAAACAAGAAACAAGAAAAAAAAGAGAAGCCGAAUGUGACUGUCUUAUAUAUGUUGUGCCGAAUAGGUAAAACUUGCGAUUUUGACAUAAAUAAGGCAAGUGAAAAUUUGUGUAGGCUACAAUUUCGCAAAAAAACAUUCUGAACCAAACGAAAAAAAUAUAUUUCAUUGUGUUUGUUUAUUAUUAAUUAUUGUAAACUUAUCUAAAAUUAAUUUAGUUGCGUUAGGCUAGGUUAAAUUGCGCUUGUUAUAAUAAGGUUAGGUAAGUUGUUUGAGGUUCUUUGGGUACAAAAUUUUUAUUUUUUUACAUUAAACGUAAAUGUAAAAAAUAUAUAUCUUCAAACGUACAAUAGAAAAUUUUAGAAAAGACUUAAUUUUUAAUGAGUUCUUGCUAAUUCUCCAGAUUUACCUAUUCGGCACAAAUAGGUCAUGCUCUGGCUAUGUCAGAAGUCAUGGCCAAUUCGGCAAAUAUGACGGCCUGCCCAGCUGGUAUAACUUCAUCCCAGUAGGAUCAGAGACCCUUGGAGCAUAGGGUUAGUGUGCUCUAAACUUCCUCAAAGACGAAGGAUCACAGAGCGGCCAGCUUCCUCUUCCAGAAACUCAGUGUCGCGAUCCCGAAUGGAAAUGCUUGCAGCAUUCUGGGUACGCGGCCGACUGCUGGGGAGCCGGAUGAAGUAUCUGAGAUGUAGGCUCUGACAUGUCUUGUAUGUUGCUCUACUUCCUAUUGUAUUUUUGUUAAUGUAUUUUGUCUUUAAAUAAAGUUUACAUAGAAUAUAAAAUAUAGGGGGUGGUAAGAGAAGACAAUAUUUAAACAGCUCCGGGGAGAAUCUCGAGUUUUCCCUAAAGUAAAUUUAUUCUUUUUU
Cherax quadricarinatus is the source of this 3147-nucleotide messenger RNA. The record is from RefSeq and is a predicted model, not a curated record. Lineage: Eukaryota; Metazoa; Arthropoda; Malacostraca; Decapoda; Parastacidae.